Molecule: messenger RNA, 528 nt
Organism: Hyaloscypha bicolor E
Lineage: Eukaryota; Fungi; Ascomycota; Leotiomycetes; Helotiales; Hyaloscyphaceae
Exons: 2
Coding region: 64-489 (141 amino acids)
Source: RefSeq, a predicted model, not a curated record
UUUACCCCUGUUAUUCAUGCUACGUAGGACACACAGCAUUACGUUGAAGUACCUGCUAACAAUAUGGUAUCAGUGAGCGAACGCGGCGAAUCAGCUCUGCGAGAGAUAUUUCAAGCCACCGUUCCUGCAGGUGCAGGAGAAUUUGUAUCGACCCUCAGCUCUGAAGUGUACUGGAAAGACUUGCCCGCCUUGAGAAGACUUCCCGAUCUGAUCGAGAUUGUGAUAGUCCUGCUUGGUGACCACGUGAAGCGCGAAAUAAUCGGCUCCGCCCUUGGAUGCUCGGCCUCAUACCUGAAAGGUCUCGAUCCAAAAUUCUUUUCAGCGGUAUGUACAAGUGCGACGAAAUUGCACCAGCCCAAACUCCUCUGGAAAGAGGCUACGGGGGCAACACCACAAGAAAAUCAAGAGGCUGUGGGGGAAACAGGACGAGAGGAUCAAGAGGCUGUGGGGGAAACAGGACAAGAGGAUCAAACCAAGAAAGGUAUGUGAAUCAUGACUGUUGUGCAAGAAAGAUAAAAGCUGAAACUA